AUGGAAUUGUUUGUCGACAGUCAUAAACCUUAUGUUGUCAAUGACGAGCUUUAUAUAAGCCAGAUAUUUGAAAUUUGCCUAAUUGGCAAUCUGAAGUCAAAAUCAGAGUGGCUUAGCUUUGUAGCAAAAAAUACAAGUGGAGGAGGUGAAGUACAAUAUAAUGUUGAGAUCAUUCCAAAUGAUAAGGCCAAAAAGAAAAGCGAGUUUUAUUAUUGGGACUUCGACAAUUUUCUCCCUUACUUACUUUAGUUAAUAAUAAAAAACUGGCAGAUUUAAAAAAUUGCUAUAUUUAUCGUCUUUUAAUUAAUCUAAAAACAUUUUAUUAAAAUCUUCAUACGAAUCCGCGCUUAUAGACUUCUAUCAUCUCAAUAUCUCCCAAGAUAACCAGAGAAACCAAAGUUUUAAUUAUCAGUUUCGACAGAAACAGGUAAAUUGCCAAUGCCUUGACUAUUUUGGGAGAUAUCAUGAUAAUUAAAAUACAUUAGCAUAAUAGUGAAAAUAAUUAAUAAAUUCCUAAUUAAAGCAAGCAAAAAUAUUGUUCUUUAUUAUUUAAAGAUAAGUUAGUCGACGUGCAGCAAGAUCUUGAUCAUGUAAAUCGAGGAGCUGCAGAAAAAAUUUGGGCUUUCUUAGUUGAUUUCACUGAAAAUCGCCCGAUCUUGAAUGGCGAGGACGAGUAUGAAUCCAUAUUUGAGUCUUUUGACGAAAACAUAACUCAAAGGUUUACUGAUGCUCAAAGUUCUCUAGCUUGUGAGGGAGAUUUGAGUAUAUCAUCGUCAUCUUCAGAAGAUAGUUUAUCGAUAGGAAACUUUCUUUAUGAAGAUAGGGAAAAGUAUUGGAUUGUAAGAUUCCAAAUGUUCCAAGCUGCAGAAACUGAUCUGAGCUGUUAUAUAUAUAAAAAUUAUAAUCAAACAAAAAUACCUAUAGCAAAAAAGAAAUGCUUAUCCUCAGUUGUAGAAAGAUUCUUACCAUUAUAUAAUAAGAUUAUUGACCUAAGAAAAAUAAAAGUAUCCUCAAUGCUUGAGAUAAAGUUGUUUAGCAGAGAAGAGCAAUCAACCGAAGAUUCCUGGCAUGAGAGCGAGGAUAUUAAUUGCUGCUUCUGGGAAAGACAAAAAGUCGGAGCCCUUUUUGAUAGGCUAUUACAUUUCAAAGCCAUUAAGGCAGCCAGCGGUGGUGAAGCUUUUAAAAUAGAAAAUUUUAAGAAAUUCAACAGCAUUACCUCAAUUUAUGGGUAA
Molecule: messenger RNA, 1232 nt
Organism: Blepharisma stoltei
Lineage: Eukaryota; Ciliophora; Heterotrichea; Heterotrichida; Blepharismidae
Source: the annotation of a GenBank genome assembly